Molecule: messenger RNA, 2625 nt
Organism: Paramecium sonneborni
Lineage: Eukaryota; Ciliophora; Oligohymenophorea; Peniculida; Parameciidae
Source: the annotation of a GenBank genome assembly
AUGAAUACAACAAGAAAUGAUAAUUUAGAGUCAAAGUGUUUUGAUGACAAUUAAUUUAAGGAGAAUUAACCUAUUAAUUCGAUAAAAGUAACAAGCAGAGGCUAUUAAUCUAACAUUUUAUAAUCGUUAGCACUAUAAGUAAAUCAAAAAAAGAAAUUCAAUAGCCAAAAAAGGGACAUAUAUGUAUAAAAGUUUAUGAAAAAUAUACAAUCUGGAAAUUAGAAAAUAAAACAAUUAAAUCAGUUACAAUUACAAAUGAUUAAUGAUAAGGCAAGUUCAUAAAAAACAAUAAUCUAAAAAAAAUCAACAUUACCAAAAAUAAAUGGAAGAUAAUAAUUAUUUUUGUAGAAUCUAAGAAAUUCAUUUAAUAAAAAUUUGGAUAGAGUUCCAAUCUUAUAUCCUUCUACAAAAUUUAAAAUAUUAUGGGAUACCAUUUCUGUACUUACAAGACUGUACUUUACAUUUGUAAUUCCUUUAGAUAUAGGAUGGCAAUAUUAAUCCUUUAUUUUUUAUGAUUUUAAGGCUGUAUCUAUAAUUGCACUUCUAUUCAUCAUAUUUGAUUUGAUUUUAAGUCUUAACACAGCAUAUUAUAAGGAUGGAUAAUUAGUGACUAAUAGAAUGAUGAUUUUAAGACAUAGUCUCUUAAAUUCAUAUGGAUUAUAAUGGUUUACGGUUUUUCUUUUGAUAGUGUUUUUCUUUAUUUCAAUAUCAGAAGAAGCAUUAUAUGGAACAAAAACGACGUUUAGUUUUUUGAUAUUGAUUUUAUUUUUAGUUCAUUUUAAACCAAUCAUAACAAUAGUAAAUUACUAUGAAGAAAACUUGAACUUCAACAAAUAAGUUUAAUCAAUUUUGGAAUUAGUAAAAUUAUUAUUUGUCAUGUUUUAUUCAAUUCAUUUUUUUUCUUGCAUUUGGAUGUUAGUAGGGAGUUAUAGUAUAACAAAACAUAAUAAAAGUUGGGUAUUAUAGAGUGGUGUUGAAGAUGCAGAAUGGUAAAUUUAAUAUUUAUAAUCAUUUUAUUAUUCAGCAGUAACAAUGUUUACAAUAGGAUAUGGUGAUGUUACACCUUAAUCUUCAGCUGAGAAAGUAGUGGCUGUGAGUUAUAUUAUAGCAGCCAGCAUUUAAUUACCAUAUAGUGUUAAUACUUUAGGGACAAUAAUUUAAUAAAUAUCAGUUUAUACAGUAGAAAAGAAAAGAAAAUUAAGAAUAAUAAAUUCUUAUUUAAAUUAGUAAAAGAUAUCAUAAGAUUUACAAAUUUAAAUUAGAGAAUAUUUAACAUUCCGAUGGGAAAAUUAAUAAGGAAGUAAAAAUGAAGAAAUAGAAUAGUUAAUUGGAUAACUUUCAACUGAUUUAAAAGAUUCUUUAGUAACAGAAUCAUAUUAAUAAAUAUUAAAGAAAUGUUCGUUAUUUAACAUAGGAUUUUCUAAAGAAUUUAAGUCAACUUUAGUUAAAUAUGCUAAAGAGAUAGCAUUAUAACCUGAGUAAGAGUUACAUUCGGAUGAAUCAUAGCAUAAUAACUUAUAUUAUAUCAUAUCAGGAGAGAUGUAAAUUUUACAUUCGAAUGGAUUAAAUUUAGGAACUCUUGUACCGGGAUAACAGAUUGGAUUAAAGAGUUUUAUUACUUCAUCAUAAAAACCAGGAAAAUAUAGAAGUGUAGGUUUUACUAAAUUGAUUUGUUUGGAAUAAAAAUAUUUCUUAAAAUUACUUUUAGAAUAUCCAGAAGAUUAUGAAAAAUACUGUUAGAUUAAAGAUUCUUUAUUAUUCUCUAAUUAAAAUCAAGACUUGCUUCCUUAAACAUGUUUCUCAUGUAGUAAGAAAUUUCAUUCAAUGAUUGAUUGUCCUUUGAUUCAUUAUGUACCUGAUAAAGAAAAGAUCUUAAAAUCUUUUACCUUUCCAACAAAUCAAAUAAGAGCUCAAUUCAAUCGUAGAAUUAGAAUAAUGAAUUUCUUAACUCAAGAACAAGUUAUAGAAGGAUUAAAAAUUGCUUCUAAAUAAUUAUUAAAAGACAAUCCUGAAAUUGUAAAACUUUAUUCUACAGAAUAUAUGAUAUCUGAACCUGAUUCUAUAAAAGCAUCUCUAAGUGAUUUAUAAGUUUUAGAGCAAAGUUCUCAUGCUUCUAAUGAAUAAGAUAAGGUUUCAGAGAAGUAGUAAAUUUAGAAAGUUAAUAAAUUUAAAAAAGCAGUUCACAAAAUUAUUUCUAUCAAUAAUGAAUAUUAAUAAUAUAUUUCAUUUCAUUAGCUUGAUCCAAGAAAAAGCUAAUAACUUUUAUAGAAUACUUUAGCUUUGAGAUUAAAAGUUUUGGAAGAUCUAAAGAGUGAUAUCUUUAAAAAAGAAAUAGAUUUAAUUUAAUAUUUACUGUAAUUAAAUAAUAUUGAUUAUUUUUUCGAUACUUUUUAAUUUGAAAAUGCCAUUAAUUUUAAGAAUUAUUUUCCAAAAGAUAACUAUAAACAUUUAUUUAAAGAGAAAGAAUAAAAGAGAAAUAUAAAAUUAUUAAGAAGAUUUUUAUUGUACUUUUUAUAGCCUUGUAUUGUAAUAGAUUAAUUCAAAUUAAUAACAGAUGACAUAAGUUUGAAGCUUUGUCAAAAGAGAAAGAAUCUAUACUUCUCUGUUGAUUUAGUGUUGCAUUGA